AUGCUCGCCCGUGCACCACACUCCUUGCGUGCACAAGUUGUGCGUAUUCGCGUUGCCCCUUCUGCACGCUUUGUGCAUGGCCACGGUGAAUAUCAUCACUUGCCAUUCGAGUGGCCUGGAAAGAAACGAUUAUCGUUCGGUAUCAAGCUCACUGCUUUCCUGGUAUCAGGAUUCAGCAUUCCUUUCGCAGCUGCCAAAUUUCAAUUGAUCAAGUCUGGCGCAGCAUAG
Suillus subaureus is the source of this 228-nucleotide messenger RNA. RefSeq lists its product as uncharacterized. The coding region runs from base 1 to 228 and encodes 75 amino acids. The record is from RefSeq and is a predicted model, not a curated record. The transcript is spliced from 3 exons. NCBI's taxonomy places the organism in Eukaryota, Fungi, Basidiomycota, Agaricomycetes, Boletales, Suillaceae. Gene Ontology annotation, biological process: mitochondrial electron transport, cytochrome c to oxygen.